UUCUUCACCAUCAACAUCCGCCUUCGGUGCGAAAGGGUCGCAACGCCCGUAGACUCAGUCAAUCCCGCUGCUCUUCUCCUUUGAACGGCUUCAGCGCGACACGGGUACUGCAGUCGAUCGCCCACUCCCCGUCUCGUAUUGCCCUCUCGACAUUAUCGCAGGGACAUCCUUCCUUGACUCCAGUUGCUCGCGCCGUCGAAUCAGAGCGAGUACCCAACAUCAACCGACGACACAACCGAAUUGGCCACCACUUCCAGUAUCACACCACCGAAUUGAAAUCGCCCACCUUCGCAAACACAAACGCGCAAAGAUGCGACGAACAGCGAGGUACAGCGCACUGCGGCCCGCCGUGCUGGGCUUGGGCCGAAUCCUUGGUACUGGUUUGACUGCCGUUGCGGCGCACCCGCUGUCAAAACGCAGCCCUCACUCUCAUGAGCCUGACAGCGAAGGCCCGAGCCUCGUGGUGCUUCUCGUGGCCUCAAUGACCCUGGUACUGCUCGGCGGUGCAUUCGCGGGCCUGACGAUUGCCUUGAUGGGGCAGGACAGCAUUUACCUCCAGGUUCUCUCAGGCGAUCCCACGGAACCCCAACAUCGUAAUGCGAAGCGAGUUCUCAAGCUAAUAAACCGAGGAAAACAUUGGGUUUUGGUCACACUGCUUCUCUCCAAUGUCAUCGUGAACGAAUCAUUGCCCGUUGUCUUGGACAGGACCCUUGGCGGUGGCAUUGCAGCCGUCGUCGGCAGUACGGUGCUUAUCGUUAUCUUUGGUGAAAUCGUCCCCCAGUCCGUCUGCGUCCGAUACGGUCUUCAAAUCGGUGGCUACAUGUCAAAACCUGUCCUCGCACUUAUGUACUUCACGGGACCUGUGUCCUAUCCCAUCGCAAAGCUUCUCGAUUGGAUCUUGGGCGAGGACCACGGUACGCUCUACAAAAAGAGUGGCUUGAAGACGCUCGUUACGCUCCACAAAUCCCUGGGCGAACUCUCUGAGCGACUCAACCAGGAUGAGGUCACCAUCAUCACCGCGGUUCUAGACUUGAAGGACAAGCCUGUGGCCGAGGUCAUGACACCCAUGGAUGACGUUUACACGCUUUCGGAGGAUCACGUUCUGGACGAGAAAACUAUGGAUGAUAUCUUGACCUCGGGAUACUCGAGAAUUCCCAUAUACCGUUCCGGAAGCCCGCUCGACUUUGUCGGUAUGCUCUUGGUAAAGACGCUCAUCACCUACGACCCCGAGGACAGGAUCCCAGUCCGCGAUGUCCCCCUUGGCGCAAUUGUCGAGACAAGACCGGAGACAAGCUGUCUGGACAUAAUAAAUUUCUUCCAGGAGGGUAAGUCCCACAUGGUUCUUGUUUCGGCUUUCCCUGGAUCGGAUCAUGGCGCUCUGGGCGUUGUUACUCUUGAGGAUGUGAUUGAGGAGCUGAUUGGAGAGGAAAUUGUCGACGAGUCGGAUGUCUAUGUCGAUGUCCACAAGGCAAUUCGACGCCUUACUCCCGCUCCCCGAGCUCGCCGUAUUCAUGCCGAAGCUGCCGCCGUGGCAGCUGCCGCCAGCAAAAGCGCCCCCGAAACCGCCAUCUUGGUAGAUGUAGCCCCCGACCUGGAUGAUGAAGCGAUAAUGGUUGGCUCCUACCACAGCAACUACGAUGGCGGAUUCCACAACGCCGCUAAGACGGCGAUUCACAUGAAGCGACGUACCUCUGACGGCGGCAUCGAGGGUCCGCCAGUUCUGGUCAAGGCGAGCUUGGAUGAGAUGAGGCAACACCUCCGGCUCGGCCCCGCCAACAGGGCGACCCGGCCGCUCAACAAUACUCGGGCUAGUGUAUUCAAGAUCAAGCAGGGUCUUGACGCUGCCAGUAGAUUAUCACCGCGGCCCGCGUCGCAUCUCGGCGUGAGAGACUCACAAAUUGCCACAGGCGGCAAUGAACGAACGCCGUUAUUAAGUGCAAUGCAUGAAAAUGCGGUGGAUGAUGAGCCGUACAGCUUGGAUGGUGCUGCCAAGACCAACGGUAACGGGACUGGAAAAUAGUAAUUGAUGGGAUUCGUGGGAGACAGAAGGCAUUUGAUAAGGAGUAUCUGUAAGAUGUAGCUCAGGAUAGCAGAGUUUCCAGAGCCUGGGAUAAAGGAGUCUCGACCAAUGACAGAGCCUAAUCUGGCUAUAUUGUUUUAUUACAGUCGAGAUUUGCCCAGUCACUUUCACGUAAACCUGGCACGAGAGGUGGUAUGAGGACAUGUAUUCACUCUGUACGGCCGGUGAAGGUGGGUGGCACGGGUGUGACGAGUUUUCCUCAAUUAGUCGUAAUUCAUUG
Messenger RNA from Ilyonectria robusta, 2300 nucleotides. Its product is annotated as putative DUF21 and CBS domain protein. Gene Ontology annotation, cellular component: intracellular membrane-bounded organelle. Gene Ontology annotation, biological process: magnesium ion homeostasis. The transcript has 4 exons. The coding region runs from base 311 to 2020 and encodes 569 amino acids. The record is from RefSeq and is a predicted model, not a curated record. NCBI's taxonomy places the organism in Eukaryota, Fungi, Ascomycota, Sordariomycetes, Hypocreales, Nectriaceae.